UCGUGCCAUUGGUAACUGUCGACUUUUGGAGUGAUGUUCGCGUCCCUGUUUUUUAGCGGAAAAAUGUUAAUUUUCUAGCAAUAUUGCCGCAACAAAUAGAAAAACUUUUCGACAAAUUUGAUGGUGUUUUAGUGGCGAAAGACUCUGGUUUCGAACUGUACCGAUUUGUGUCUUAUCUGGACAGUCCUACCUCAACAUUUCAAGCACUGUGUUACGUUUGAUGCUCAGUAAGAUUAAACUAUGACGGAGAUAGUGUAUCCUCCCGGGUGCCGACCCAUCAGCGAUGAUCAAGGGCCUGAUGAACUAAUAAGACGUUUAAAAACGUUAGCCCAUACCCUGCAAGCGAUGGGACAAGAUGAUGGGGCAUACAAACAGUAUGUACCUCUCAGUCUUCAUCUAGCCGAAGAACAGUUCUUAGGACAUCCAUCUAAAGAUGUACAGUUGCUUAUAGCAUGUUGUAUAGCCGAUGUAUUACGAGUUUAUGCUCCAGAGGCUCCCUAUCAGGAUCCCGAGCAAGUUAAAACUAUUUUUCUCUUUCUAAUCACGCAGUUGUCGGGUUUAAAAGAUCCCAAAGAUCCAGCAUUCAAAAGAUAUUUUUAUCUAUUAGAGAAUUUAGCUUAUGUCAAGUCGUUUAACAUGUGUUUCGACUUGCAAGACUGUCAGGAAAUAUUCUGUGCGCUGUUUGGUUUGAUGUUUGACAUAGUCAAUGAUGAACACUCGGGUAGAGUGAAGAGUUUCAUGUUGGAUGUUCUAUGUCCACUGAUUACGGAAAGUGACAUGGUUGGUAAUGAUCUCUUGGACUUAAUCCUAAUGAACAUAGUAGAACCAAACAAAUCUCAGCAAAAAAACGCUUAUUUCCUUGCCAAAGAGUUGAUAGUGAAAACAUCAGAAACUUUAGAGCCUUACAUACAAGCUUUCUUCAAUCAAGUAGUGAUUCUAGGCAAGGAAGACCAGAAUCUGAAGAUUGCAGGCAAAGUAUAUGACCUGAUCUACGAACUGAACCAUAUUUGUCCCCAAAUUUUGGUUGCCGUGUUGCCACAAUUGGAGUGCAAGCUAAAAAGUUCCCAAGAGAACGAAAGAUUGGCUGCUGUAGCUUUGCUGGCUAAGAUGUUUAGUGAGAAGGACUCAGACUUGCCUCGGAAGCAUGGACCUUUGUGGAGAGCGUUUUUAGGAAGAUUUAAUGAUAUUUCUGUGACUAUAAGAACAAAAUGCGUACAGUAUUCUAUGCAUUUCCUCUUGAACCAUCCCGAUUUGCGUAAAGAUAUUACAGAAACUCUGAAAAUGAGACAGCAUGACUCUGACGAGAAUGUUAGAUAUCAGGUGGUUAUGUCGAUUGUAACAACUGCCAGGAACGAUUUUCAAGUAGUCUCAGACUCUGAAGAUCUACUAGAAUUUGUUAAAGAACGAACCUUGGAUAAAAAAUUCAAAAUUCGCAAAGAAGCAAUGUCAGGCUUGGCUUUGAUUUAUAAAAAACAUCUCAGCGAUCCCGACGUGCCCAAUGCGACAAAAAAAGCUGUUACAUGGAUCAAAGAUAAGAUUUUACAUGGAUAUUACAUGGCAGGCAUGGAAGAUAGGCUCCUAGUUGAAAGGUUGCUCAAUACAUGUUUGGUACCAUAUCAGCUAUCGCCUGCAGAAAGAAUGAAAAAACUGUACCAUUUGUUGGGUACUGUUGAUGAGCAUGCCACAAAAGCGUUUAUGGAGCUUCAGAAAAAUCAGUUGUGCGUCAGAAAAUUGGUUUUGGAAUGGCUAGAACUGCAUAGAAAAGCUAUCGUUAACCCAAACCAGCCAGAAAUACAAAGGGAAAUAUCUAACAAACUACAAGCGUUAUCUAGGUGUUUGCCCGAACCAGUCAAGGCCCUUGAAUUUUUGACCAAAUUCAGCUUCCAUUUGAAAAAGGAUCCAGAGUUGUUGGAAAAAUUCGAGACAGUUACCAGGCCGUCAGUUGGCUGCAAGGAAUGUUCAGAAGCUACUGCAGCUGUUUUGAAGAAGCUAGGAUCGCCUGUCAUGACCAAUCUGUAUUACAAUAUGGUUAAAAUGCUUUUGGAGAGGAUCAGCUCAGUUAUGAUCGAUCACGAAGCUUUAGGAAUAUUGAUCAGAUACGUGGAAGAUUGUUUAAGAGGAGGAAACUCGAUAGAAGAAAUUGGUUUGCAUCCAGCCACUGCUGGAGACCGAGGUUUGAAACUCCUGGUCAUGCUGAGUGUGGUGUUUCCCUCCCAUUUCCAUCAUUCGGACAUUUUGGAGGAUCUUAUGGAUCUGUUGCGUCUGGACGAUCAAAACGUAGCGCCGUUGGUUUUGAACGUGCUCACUUUCCUGGGCAAAUACAAGUGUUUAUACGACCAAUUUCCCCAUCUGAUGAAUAACUUAGCUCCCAUUUGCAAGGAACUGGCCUGUACAGGCACGCCCAAACAAGCCAAGGGUGCCAUUCAUUGUAUCCACAAAAAUAUGCCUCCCUUACACGACGAACUAUUUGCUCAGAUCCUGGAAUCAAUAAAGGAGAAUCUGAUACCUGAAUCACCUCAUUACAGAACGGCUAUAGUAUCACUGGGCCACAUAGCUUUCACAUUUCCGGAAAAGUACAAAGUACCUAUCAAAAAUAUCGUUUCUAGAAAGAUCGUUAAAGAAUUGUUAGUAAAAGACGCAAGGGAGAGCAAGGAACCCAUUUACGGUAUCAGCGACAGCGACUCCUGGUGUCCAGAGGAAAAACUGCCAGAAGACACUAGGUGUAAAGUGGAGGGACUCAAGGCCAUGGCCAGAUGGUUGCUGGGACUGAAACAGGACACUGCCUCAGCACAGAAAACUUUCAGAAUGCUGAACGCGUUCAUUUUACAUAAAGGAGAUUUAUUGCAAAGCGGUAGACUGUCUAAGGCCGAGAUGUCGUGGCUAAGGCUAGCCGCAGGUUGUGCUAUGUUAAAGGUUUGUGAACAGAAAGGUGUAGGUGACCAAUACACAGCGGAACAAUUUUAUAAUUUGUCUCAGUUGAUGUGCGACGAGGUGAAACAAGUACGAGAAAUCUUCGCUACAAAACUACACAAAGGAUUGAAUAAAGGUUUGCCCAGUAAGUGCCUUCCCCUAGAUUUUAUGGGAUAUUACGCCCUAGCAGGUAGAGAACCAGAAAACAGAUUGAGAACCAUCAUUAAGAAUUAUAUGAUCAAUGAUAUAAACAGGAGAAGAGACUAUGUAAAAACAAUAACGAUGGGAGGUAAUAACUCAGAUAGUAGGGCUAUGUCACAGCUACCACAUAUUUUACCUGAUUACAUGUUGGUUUUUGCCAUACCGGUAUUAGCACACGAACCAAGACUCACAAGGUGGGACAAUCUAUCUGAAUUGACAAUAGCACAGCAGUGUCUCUGGUUUAUUUUGGAGCCCCUGGUGACGAAAAACGAUUACUUCAGUUACGGAUUUUACAAAACGCUGAUAGAGAAGAUGAAAAACCACAAAGACGCCGUCAGACCCGACGACGAUCAUUUGAACUACAAAUUGUGGGCCUUGUGCGAUCUGACCACAGGCCUCCUCCUCACCAAAUCCACCAGCUACGAGCUGAAAGACUUCCCCAGCGAGACCAGGGUGCCCACCAUGCUCUUCGUGCCCCAAAAGAACUUCCAAAACAACCGAGUGUUCCUACCCCCCGAGCUCCAGUACCAGCCCAACAAGAAACAGACUCUCACUUUGAGCAUGCUCAAUAACGAGAACAAGGAGAAACCGAAAAAGCCCAAGUUCAUCCAGAAAGUGGUGGAAGGUUGCGGACCGUUGGGAACGGACGUACAUCCUUCCGAAGCGUCAGACACGAAAAUCCACGUCCCCGGACUAGAGGUUAACGAAGAGGACGAGCCUCCCGCCAAAAGAUUGAGGGAACGAAUCAGAAACGACGACGACGAGAAGUGAUACUGUGUGAGUUUGAGUUAGGGUUUAAACGAACUACUUUUAGAUCUCCUCCGGUAGAAAGGAACUAAUUCAACCUUUUAUUUAUGUAAUUUUUUUGAAAAAAAAACACGACGGUUUUGUAUUUAUUUUCUUCUCUGUAUUUUUAUUACUAGACGUUUUAAGUUAAUUUUUCUUUUCGUCUAUAUACUUUUUACUUGUAUAUGUUUUUUUGAGACGUUAUUUUUUUAGAUAAAUGUGAGGUUAGUUCCGGCCUGUGUGGACAGACAGUUGUUCUAGGUUCCUGUAAAGAGUCUUUUUUUGUUUUUUAUUUCUUUACAAUAAUUAUUAUUAUUGUCUUAGUACGUUUAAGAUAUAUAUGAUGAAAAGUUAUUUUUCUAUAAUAUAAAGACGCGUUAGGAUGUGUGUUUUCAGGCUGGCCUGUUAAGUUUGGUUCUUCUUGGACAGUGUGUUUCAGAAAUCUUGGGCUAGAUUUUUUUUGUCUUUGAAGUAUCAGAAAUAAAUAUUAAAAAAUAGUGCUGCGAUGUAAUUUUUUUUUGUUUGGGUCUAUCACUUUUUUUCUAAGUAAAAAUCACAAAUAAUAUAUUGAAAUGAAUUUACUGUAAUCUGUAAUAAUAAAAAAAAGUGUUUAAUAGAUGGGGGGGGGGCACGCCUAUGAGUUUAUUUUGGCUAUAAAAAAUUGUUGAAAUUUUAUAUUUAUUUGUACAUUUUCGGGGAAAUUUUUAAAACUUUUUAGUGCCGCAGGUUUGUUCUCUUGAAAUUUCUCGAUGGUAUAUCGAAGCCUUGCGAUGUUGCCACUUCCUGUAUUACCCAUAUAUGAUGCAUAUUUGUGUGUUUACAUCAGUUCUGUAGAACCAGUUAAAACAUUUGCAAUUACUUAAGAAUUUUUUUUACAAAAUCUGAUAGACCUGUAUUGAAAUAAGUUGACGUUUACACUAUCUAAGUUUUCCAAUGACUGUCAUACUAUACAGAGGACGUUCUUAUAAGUGACCGUGUACAUAAUAUAAAUAAAGCAUGUCCUAUAACGAGUCCAUAAGCCGCCAAGAGUUUUAUUUUGCGUUGGUUUUCCCUUUAUAUGGCCUGAGACACGGAACAGCAGUGAACAGUAACAUUUUUGGGAAAGAUUAUAAGCUAGGUAUACUUUUUCUACUAUGAAUAAAUUAAUAAAACUGUACAAAAUAAUGUAUUUUUAAUUUUUAAGAAGUAACGAUUACAAUAAAGACUUUUGUUUAUUGCA
Molecule: messenger RNA, 5116 nt
Organism: Sitophilus oryzae (rice weevil)
Lineage: Eukaryota; Metazoa; Arthropoda; Insecta; Coleoptera; Curculionidae
Gene: pds5
Product: sister chromatid cohesion protein PDS5 homolog B
Exons: 18
Coding region: 241-3882 (1213 amino acids)
Biological process (GO): mitotic sister chromatid cohesion; DNA repair
Cellular component (GO): chromatin; nucleus
Source: RefSeq, a predicted model, not a curated record